UCCGCCUGUCAACCGCAGCCGACCUUCGGCUCCGAGUGGGCCAGAGCCGCAGGGUUUUUGUUGUGUCCGUUUCUCUUGCGGGAGGCUCUGGGCAUUUGGGGCGGGGGGUUGAGCAGCGCUACGAUGGCGUCCGGGAGCGGCGCGGAGGGAGAGGCCGUCAGCGGGGCUCAGCUCAUCGCUGAGUCCCUAAAGGCUCAAAAUAUUGAAUAUAUGUUUGGCAUUGUUGGUAUUCCCAUCACUGAAAUCGCAGUUGCAGCCCAAGCAAUUGGAAUAAAAUACAUAGGAAUGAGAAAUGAACAAUCUGCCUGUUAUGCUGCCUCUGCUGUUGGGUAUUUGACUGGCAGACCAGGAGUAUGUCUUGUAGUGUCUGGUCCAGGUUUUUUACAUGCCCUUGGUGGGAUGGCAAAUGCAAACAUGAACUGCUGGCCUUUGAUUGUUAUUGGAGGCUCUUCUGACAGGAAUCAGGAAACCAUGGGAGCUUUCCAAGAAUUCCCACAGGUGGAAGCUGGUAGGCUGUACAACAAAUUAACUGUCCGUCCAAGCAGCCUAGAAGUUAUUCCUGCUGUUAUUGAAAAGGCCGUAAGGACCAGCAUAUAUGGUCGUCCAGGUUCCUGCUAUAUUGACAUACCUGGGGAUUUUGUAAAUCUUCAGGUGAAUAAGAGCUCUGUCAAGUACAUGGAAUGCUGCCUGCCACCUCCCAUCAGCAUGGCUGAGCAAUCUGCUCUAUCCAAAGCAGUGUCUCUUAUUGCUCAUUCCGAGCAGCCUCUGUUAAUCAUCGGGAAAGGUGCUGCUUAUUCACAUGCUGAAAACAACAUCAGAAAGUUGGUGGACCUUUGUGGGCUGCCUUUUUUGCCUACACCAAUGGCAAAAGGAGUAGUUCCUGAUAACCAUCCAAACUGUGUAGCUGCAGCAAGAUCCACGGCAUUGCAGCAUGCUGAUGUAAUCAUAUUACUUGGUGCCAGGUUGAACUGGAUUUUGCACUUUGGCCUUCCACCAAGGUUUCGACAGGAUGUAAAGGUUAUUCAGAUUGAUAUUUGUGCAGAAGAGCUGGGGAAUAAUGUGAGGCCAGCUGCAAGUUUAUUAGGUGACAUAAACACAGUGACUAAGCAGCUUUUAGAAGAAUUCAGCAAAAGACCGUGGAAAUAUCCUUCCAGUUCACUGUGGUGGAAGAGGCUAAGAGAGAAAAUAAUGAACAAUGAAGAAAAAUCAAAGGGAUUAGAAUUACAGAAAUCACUGCCUAUGAAUUAUUACACUGUCUUCCAUCAUAUGAGAGAGCUGUUACCCAGGGACUGCAUUUUGGUAAGUGAGGGAGCAAACACCAUGGACAUUGGACGCACUAUGCUUCCAAACUAUCAUCCCCGUCAAAGACUUGAUGCAGGUACAUUUGGAACAAUGGGAGUCGGACUGGGUUUUGCUAUAGCCGCUGCAAUGGUGGCUAAAGAUAGAACACCUGAAAAACGAGUGAUCUGCGUAGAAGGAGAUAGUGCUUUUGGGUUUUCUGGCAUGGAAUUGGAAACUAUUUGCAGAUACAACUUGCCAGUCCUGAUUAUUGUAGUGAACAACAAUGGGAUUUACACUGGUUUGGAUACAGAUGCUUGGAGGGAGAUGUUAAAGUUUGGAGAGCCUGCUACAUGUAUACCUCCUGUUUCUCUCCUGCCAAAUUCGCACUAUGAGCAAAUUAUGUCUGCCUUUGGAGGUAAAGGAUACUUUGUUAAAACACCAGAAGAACUGCAGAAUGCUCUGAAAGCAAGCAUGGCUGACAAGCAAACACCUUCUCUUAUAAAUGUAAUGAUUGAUCCACAGUCUGAGAGAAAGAAACAGGAAUUUCCCUGGCUGACUCGUUCUAACAUGUAAUGGAAGAUGAAGAGAAUGGUGAUGCAAAGCAAUGCAUUAAGCAAAACUAAACUGGCUUGCAGGAGUAAAACUGGUACAGCUGUAUUUUAUAUACACAGUGGAACAAAUUAGGAUUUUAUAACUUAAUUUCAGCAUCUAAAGAUUACUCUAAUAUCAGUAAUUGUAAAAUGAACAAGACACAUUUGAAAGUAUACCUGACUUCCUAGCAGAUUGCACAGAAACAUGGAUGAUAAAAUUUCUCACUUUUUCUUUUACUCAAAGUGCUACACAUCAAGAUUUGUGAAAUAAAAUCUUAGAUCCUGUGGAAGAAGGGAAGAAGCUGAGGGGUUUAUACUGUUUUGAAACAUAAGUCCUUGGCAUUCUGUAAUUACAAUAGCUUCAUUUUUUAGUUGACCAUCGUGGUACUUAUUAGAGUGCUUGUCCUCUAAGGAUGAAAACUGACUAUCUGAUUGUGAGAGUGAUGAUUGGUCUCACUGUGCAUUGAAGCCAGCUGGCAACACAAUCACUUCAUAAUUUUACAGGUUGCUUUCUCAGCUUUGGCUCCAGAAAAAUGGGUGGUGUAGCAAAAAUGCAGACUUUCUCAAGGACUGAAUUUCUGUUGAUUGCAGUAAGCUUUUUUUUUUAUGGUCUGUUAACUGGGACUUGUGCUUGGAGGGAAAAAAAACCUAAAUUUUUAUAUUUGAAGUUUUACUUUUUGCAAACACACUAUCAGCCCUGUAGACUUAAAAUAGGACUGCCAUUAGUAAUGAGCUUUCCAGGAUUAAUAGUUUGUAAAUCUUUAUAAUCAGAGGCUUAAAAAAAGUGUUAGGCUGGAGCUUAAUGUUAGUUUGGCUGGCAUCACAAAGCGACAGCCAGCAUUCAGACCGUGUCUGGCCAAUUUAGCAACAAAGGUUCUUCCAUAUAAUGCAUUUACUGUGUAGAAACUUUGAAACUGGUAGGAAAACUUGCACUGACUGAGAUGCAGAACUGGUAUAGAUUGGCCUAUCUGCGAUUGUAUCUACUCCUGUGUUUUCACCUGUUGUUGCAUCUGACCUUCUGACUUAGAGCUCUAAACUUAAAAGCAAAGCAGCUCUUUCAUUGCUUCUGUAAUGGCCUACAACAGCUACUUUUCAGUGUACUGCUAAGCAGGUUAUUUUAAUUUUAUAUUUGUCAUUAAAUACCCUGGAAGUUUUUUUGUUGUUACAUAUGUUUAAGGGAAAUUCUGGAUCUGACUGGUUGACCUUUAUUGCCAGUUAUUCCAUUGAUAUUGAGUGUGAAUUGUGGAAGACACUUGAAGGACCCAAGGAAGAGAAGCAUUGGGCUGGCAGGGGGAUCCUGGGCUGCAGUUAAGUUUGGUGCAAAAGACUGAGCUUGUGGGAGGUUCUUGCACUUGGGUCUGGAUCUGACAGGAGGCCAUCGGAUACUGUUAGGCAGGAGAACGUCUCUGCACCCUUGUGCAGAAAGGCAGUAUCUGACAUGAGCAAGAGUACUGCGGUUGGACUGGAGGUAAUGCUCCCCAUUGUACGGAUUGGAGUAGUUACAUGGCGCUAUGAGCCAUUAAAAGUAGUAUCUAUAGGAGGGGUAAGCGGUACAAAAAGAUACAACCCACAUAAUGGAUCUGAUUCACAAAGGAGUGCCAGACUGUGGAGCUGGCAGUGUUUCUAUGUUCUGUGUGGGUCCUCUGCAAGGAAUGUAGAGUGAAAUUAUGCAUUGAAUCUUGUCACAGAUUUUACUUAUUUUGUUCUUUUUAACUCUGAACAAAUUAAUUUUAAUAUGUUGCAGUGAUUAAACACAAUACACUAUGAUGAUAUAAAAUGUCUAUAAGAGAUGAUGUUGGUACACAGGAGACAUUAUUUGCUUUGGUUAAGCAAAUGCAGAAAUUCUUGUUUUAUACUUGAAAAUCAAUAAAAAGUGAUUCUUA
Dromaius novaehollandiae (emu) is the source of this 3754-nucleotide messenger RNA. It is a transcript of the gene HACL1, whose product is annotated as 2-hydroxyacyl-CoA lyase 1. Gene Ontology annotation, cellular component: peroxisome. Bases 124 to 1854 code for a protein of 576 amino acids. Gene Ontology annotation, biological process: fatty acid alpha-oxidation. The record is from RefSeq and is a predicted model, not a curated record. The transcript has 17 exons. Gene Ontology annotation, molecular function: catalytic activity; magnesium ion binding; thiamine pyrophosphate binding. Lineage: Eukaryota; Metazoa; Chordata; Aves; Casuariiformes; Dromaiidae.